Messenger RNA from Eruca vesicaria subsp. sativa (arugula), 2649 nucleotides. NCBI's taxonomy places the organism in Eukaryota, Viridiplantae, Streptophyta, Magnoliopsida, Brassicales, Brassicaceae. The record is from the annotation of a GenBank genome assembly.
GGCAUAUUCAUUCCUUCCUCUCUCUCUUAUCCCUCUUCAUUCUCACCGAUCCGCAUUGUACACAAAUCCGAUUUCGAUGGGUAAACCGACGGGAAAGAAGAAAAAUGUCGAUCCUCCGACGGAUUCUUCCGUCGGCGGCAACAAGUCCGUAAAAAGCUUCGAUCGUUCAGCCUCCAAGGCGACUGCAACCUUCGACGAAGACAUGGCGAUCUUCAUAAACCGAGCGCUAGAGCUCAAGGAAGAAGGAAACAAGCUCUUCCAGAAACGCGACAACGAAGGCGCGAUGCUAAGGUACGACAAAGCCGUCAAGCUUCUCCCUAGAGAUCACGUAGACGUGGCUUACCUGCGAACGAGCAUGGCUUCUUGUUACAUGCAAAUGGGGAUAGGAGAGUAUCCGAACGCGAUCAACGAAUGCAAUCUCGCUCUCGAGGCUUCUCCUAGGUACAGCAAAGCCUUGUUGAAACGUGCUCGGUGUUACGAGGCGUUGAACAAGAUGGAGUUCGCGUUUAGGGAUUCGAGGAUUGUUUUGAACAUGGAGGCGGAGAAUGUUUCCGCUAAGGAGAUAUGCGAGAGGGUGAGGAAGGUUUUGGUGGACAAAGGGGUUGAUGUGGUUGAGAUGGAGAAGAGUUUUGUUGAUGUGCAGCCUGUUGGCGCUGCGCGGUUACGCAAGAUUGUUAAGGAGAGGUUGAGGAAGUUGAAGAAGAAGAAUAACAAGAAGAGUGAGGAGAAGAAGAGCAACGAAGGCGGGGUUGUUGAGAAUAAAGCAGCGGAGGAGGUUGAAGACGGAGAGGAAGCAGAUAGCGGGAAGAAAGGGGAGGAUAAGGUUGUGGUUGAGGAGAAGAAAGUGAGUCCUGUUAUGGACAAAGAGGUCAUUGCUUCUGAGAUUGAUGCCACGGUGACGAGGACGGUGAAGUUGGUUCAUGGAGAUGAUAUAAGGUGGGCGCAGUUGCCGUUGGAUUCUAGUGUGAGACUUGUGAGAGAUAUAAUCAGAGAUAGGUUUCCUUCUCUCAAAGGUUUCUUGAUCAAGUAUAGGGACCAAGAAGGUGAUUUGGUUACUAUUACCACGACGGAGGAGCUAAGGAUGGCUGCAUCAACUAGGGAGAAACUUGGGUCAUUUAGAUUGUAUGUAACUGAAGUUAGACCCAAUCAAGAACCAACUUAUGAUGGUGUGGACAAGGAAGAAUCGACCGAUAAGCUUGCCAAGGGAUCGAGUAGUGUUGCUGAUAAUGGAAGUGUUGGAGAUUGUGUGGAGUCUGAGAAACCAUCUCCUGCCAUUGAGCAUUGGAUUUUCCAGUUUGCGCAGCUGUUCAAGAACCAUGUCGGGUUUGAUUCUGAUUCUUACUUGGACAUUCACAAUCUUGGGAUGAAGCUGUAUACAGAAGCCAUGGAAGAUAUUGUAACGGGAGAAGAUGCGCAAGAACUUUUUGACAUCGCUGCUGAUAAGUUCCAAGAAAUGGCUGCACUUGCUAUGUUUAACUGGGGGAACGUUCAUAUGUCGAAGGCAAGAAGGCAGAUCUAUUUUCCAGAGGACGGGUCGAGAGAAACUAUACUAGAGAAGGUCGAGGCUGGAUUUGAAUGGGCGACGAACGAGUACAACAAAGCUGCAGAGAAAUAUGAAGAGGCGGUUAAAGUUAAAUCUGAUUUCUAUGAAGCUCUUCUUGCACUCGGGCAACAACAGUUUGAGCAGGCUAAGCUUUGUUGGUAUCAUGCGCUUAGAAACAAGAUAGAUAUAGAAAGCGAGGCUUCUCAGGAAGUAUUAAAGCUCUAUAACAAAGCCGAGGAGAGUAUGGAGAAGGGUAUGCAGAUUUUGGAAGAGAUGGAAGAACGUCGUCUAAAUGGAAUCGCCAAUUCUGAGAAACAUAAAACACUGCUGCAGAAGCUGGGCUUGGAUGGGGUGUUUAGUGAAGCAUCUGAUGAAGAAAACGCAGAGCAAACAGCUAAUAUGACUUCCCAGAUUAAUCUUUUGUGGGGUUCUUUACUGUAUGAACGGUCUAUUGUGGAGUAUAAGCUUGGUUUACCGACUUGGGAUGAAUGCUUGGAGGUUGCAGUGGAGAAAUUUGAAUUAGCUGGAGCUUCUGCAACCGAUAUAGCUGUCAUGGUAAAGAACCAUUGCUCAAACGAGAAUGCACUUGAAGGUAUGGGGUUCAAGAUCGAUGAGAUAGUACAGGCAUGGAACGAGAUGUAUGAUGCAAAAAGAUGGCAGAUCGGUGUCCCAUCUUUCCGGCUAGAACCUCUGUUCCGGAGAAGGUCACCAAAACUGCAUGAUAUUUUAGAGAAUGUGUUUUCAGGGCCUCAAUGAGGAAACAGUCAUCAUAUAUGCGAACCGAACAUAUCAGCUGGUGCUGUAUUUACUGGGAGCGUGAGAGUUGUAUGCAAUUUCUCUUCUAUUUUUGGUUUGGUUUCUAAGCUUUUUGGAAGCAGUAUUUUUUAUAUAUAUAUUGGCAGUGAUGAUUUUUUGUGCAUAAUAUAUAUUAUUUUUUAAUUACUUUUUGCAGAAUAUUUUUUCUGGCUUUUUUUGGGAAUCAAUGUUUUUUCUUUUCUUUUCGUUUUGGUGGGUUUGUAAUUAUAUCAUUGUUUCGUAAUAUUAUUUUCUUAUUGAUUGUUUGAAGUUCUUGAUUUUUUUUUUGUUGGCAAAGAACAGUUAUGUGA